Messenger RNA from Didymosphaeria variabile, 951 nucleotides. RefSeq lists its product as uncharacterized. Lineage: Eukaryota; Fungi; Ascomycota; Dothideomycetes; Pleosporales; Didymosphaeriaceae. The record is from RefSeq and is a predicted model, not a curated record. The transcript has a single exon. The coding region runs from base 1 to 951 and encodes 316 amino acids.
AUGGCUUCCACGAAACCAAUCCUCGUUACUGGCGCAACAGGUAAACAGGGCGGCGCUGUCCUCGAGCAACUUGCCUCGCACCCGUCAUCGUCUCAAUUUGUCCUCCUUGCCGUGACUCGCAACACCGCUUCCGCCAGCGCCCAGAAAAUUAUCAAGCGCUUUCCCGAUGUCCUCCUCGUUCAAGGCGACCUAAACGAUGUACCCGACAUGUUCCAAUCUGCACAGAACACACUGAAGAGCGCCGGAAAGCCGAGCAACAUCUGGGGUGUGUACUCUGUGCAGAUCUCGCUGGGUCCAGGCGUCACUUUCGAGGGCGAGAUCAAUCAAGGCAAGGCAUUGGUCGACGAGUCUGUGGCCCACGGUGUCACGCACUUCGUUUAUUCCUCCGUCGAUCGUGGAGGCAAUGCGAAGAGCUUCGAGAACGAGACACCAAUCCCACAUUUCAAAUCCAAGUUCCAGAUCGAAAACCACUUACUCGAGAAGGCUGGACAGAAGGGCGAGAACAUGGGAUGGACUAUUCUUCGCCCAGUCGCUUUCAUGGACAACCUCGAGCCGGGCUUCAAGACCAAGGUCUUCCUCGCAGCUCUCCGAGAUACUCUACAGGGAAAGCCGCUGCAGUGGGUCUCUACUGAAGAUAUUGGGCUCUUUGCCGCCAAGGCAUUCCGCGAUCCUCAAGGCUGGAACUCGCGAGCCGAGGCUCUUGCCGGCGAUGAGUUGACUCUGGACGAGAUGGCUGGAUGUUUCGAGCGCGUCACUGGAUCAUCGAAUAUUGCAACGUACGGCUUCCUUGGCAGUGCGCUUAUGUGGGCUGUUGGAGAGCUGAACGUCAUGAUUACUUGGUUCGCAACUGAUGGAUACGGAGCGGACAUCGCUAAGUUGAAGAAGGAGGAGCCGCAGCUGUGCGGUUUCGAAAGGUGGCUGCGGGAGAGGAGCGGUUGGAAGACGCAGUAG